AUGGUCGUAUUGACGAAAGAAAUACAAUACAAUGGUCGAUUACAUUGUAAAGCGAACCGAUACAAGACCAGUAGUCAAACACGUGUAAAUUGUCAGGUUAACGACUAUGAUGAUGCUCAAAAGCCGAUGUGUUGGGGCCUGCAGCACUUCCCUGAAAUUCGAGUAUUCACCUAUCAAAAAAAGCUCCGUGUCUCCACAAAAUCAUUUUCCGAGGCAGAGAUCACGGUGCUGGAGCAGUCGAGGCCCAAGCGACCAGCCAGUGAUGAGCAGCUCAUAGAGGAGCUCUCCAAAGGAGGCAUAACCGCCCGACGCUACCCACCUGAGAGGAUAAAAAGUGCGAACGGCCGUGAUCGUAUCAUCAAGAUCGAGCUCUACGGGACAAACUACUGUGCACCACAUGCGCGUCGAGGACGUCAGAGGUCUGACAGGCGAUCGUGGCAUUCAUAUGCUCGCAGAGAUUAUACUUCAGAGGAGCUGGAGCUCGAUCGUACUUUGCGAAAGCAAGCAGGGAUGUCGAACGCCAAACUCGGGAUGCUCCAGUAUGUAGUCCGUGAUCUCCGCAUUUGCAAACUGAAGACACCGAGGGAGCUUCCUCGUCGCUAUCCCGCCACUUCUCAGAAUGCACCGAGGACUACAUCUGGUAUCCCCUUAGGACCAAUUGAAGCAUCUCUGUGUAUUGUCUUACGAAUAUCCCUUUUCAGCAAUGACUGUAUAUUCAUUCUUUGCUACCGAAGUCGGUCUUGCUCAGCUAUCGAUUUCCAAAAAUUUCUUGAAGAACUAUGUCUAAAUAGACUGCCGGUGGUUAUCCUGGGUGAUUUCAAUUUCUUCGAUAUCCGGUGGUCUCGCUUAUCGCAGAGUCUGAGCAAAAGCCGCCUCAGUAGACAAGGUUCCCUUUUCAUAAAUUUCGUUGAAUCUCACAGCUUCACGCAAACAGUUCUUGAACCCACCCAUGCCGCUCCCUUCUCCACAUCAGACCAUGCUACGGUGACCUUUACUCUAUCGACCAUUCAUUCCCAACCUGUCUCUAAGCCUAUUCUAGAUUUCGCUAAGGAUUAUGAUCCAUAUGCCGUCACCUUCUCGCUGUAG
Cooperia oncophora is the source of this 1086-nucleotide messenger RNA. The record is from the annotation of a GenBank genome assembly. NCBI's taxonomy places the organism in Eukaryota, Metazoa, Nematoda, Chromadorea, Rhabditida, Trichostrongylidae.